AUGCAACAGUUACAGCAGACUAUUCAAGCGCAGGAACAAGCUGCUCAGCAGCAGCAAGAACAGCAGGUGCAGACUGUUCCGAUCGGGACGAGAAACCUUUCGCGUAACAUCCCUACUACGCGCUCUGCCAUUGUUUCCCCACCCUGCACCAGGCAGGACUUCGAGAUCAAGCCUGCUUUUAUUGGUCUAGUACAGAGAAAAGUGUUCUCUGCAUUCCUCAACCAUUUCUACUCUAAGGCGAGAACAACUGCAUUGAGGAACAAGAUCACCUCCUUCAGACAGCUCACUGAUGAGCCUUUCUGCGAGGCAUGUGAGCGCUUCAAUGACUAUCGCAGAGAAUGUCCUCACCAUGGAUUUGUUGACGACUACCUUUUGGAAAUUUUCUACGAUGUAGUUGACUGGGAAAUUCAGAGUGCUAUGAACUCUGCCAGCAAUGGAGACUUCAUGACUCAGACCACUGAUAGAGCGUUUGAGCUGAUUGAGAACAUGUCUGCUACCUCAGCCAAUAAGAACGAGGAGAGUGAUUGCUCCAAGAAAGGGAACAGUUUUGACACCCAGAAGAUAGAUGAGCUGGCUGCCAAGGUUGAUCAGCUACUGAAAAACAACCAAGGUCACGUCUUCAGCAUGGAGCAAGCUACGGCCGGGCAUAUUCAGAACCAGAACCAGCGACAACCGCAGAGCAAUCGGCAAGCUAUUCCAGCUACCGGGAACAGCCAACUAGAUGAGCUGAAGGGUCUGGGUAUGAUGAUGCAACAGCUGUUGCAGGGUCAGCAGGUUCAAGCCAAAGUGUUGAAUCAGGUAACCACGGAAAUGGACACCAGGAUGGGCAACAUGUUCACUGAGCUGAAUGCCAAGUAUGACACUCUUGCGAGCCACAUAAGAAAGAUCGAUGUUCAGCUUGCUCAAACAGCUGAGAGUGUCAAGAGGCAACAAGGGAUGAUCCCUGGAAAAAAUGAUAAAAAUCCUAGGAAUGAGCACUGUAAUGCAAUAGAGCAGCCGUUCGCUGAGACUGUUCUAGGCGCAGAAGAGAACACAGAGCAGUCUGCUAGCUCUGGAGUGACUGCUCCUAGCGAACCUGCUGAGACUCCACCAGUGCGAGUCUAUGUUCCUAGGGUUCCCUAUCCAAUUCCACCUAAACAUCUGAUGGAUCCUAUUAGUGCAGAGCAGCUGGCUGGGUUUAGGAAGAUGGUAAGAAGGCUUCCUCAAAAGAUCUCAUUUGAACAUGCUUGGGAGAUUCGGCCAUUGCACAUGUUCUUCAAAAAUUGCAGAGAAUCUCAGGAGGAAAUCAAGGCACUCUUUACUGAAGCAUUGACACCAUCGCUGAAGGUACUUCCUAAGGUUGAUAACCCUGGAAAGUUUGUUAUUCCUUGUUCCAUUGCUGGAGUGGAAUUCAAGGAAGCUCUUUGUGAUUCUGGGUCUAGUGUGAACCUUGUCUCAAAAGCGAUUGUAGACGAGCAGGGCAUUGUUGAUGUUGAGCCUUCUCAAGUGAAGCUGACUUUUGCAAACUCUUCCAUGGCAGUCCCUUAUGGAACAAUUUGCAAUCUUCCUGUUCAGGUUGAGGACUGUGUGCUCCAUACCGAAUUUCUGGUUGUUGAGAUGAGCAAGGAUCAUGAGAUGUCUUUGAUCUUUGGAAUGUCAUUUAUGGCUACAGUGGGAGCGAUCGUCGACAUGCCUAAUAAGAGAGUCUCCUUCUCCAACAUCAACAAGAAGUGGAGUGGAGAACAGCCGGAAAUUGUUCCUAAGAAGGAGCUUGGUAAAAAAGGUGAGAUCAAAAAAGUCAUGGAUGGAGAUCCUCACACUGAUACUAAGAAACUCGGUGGGAAUGCAAAGGCGAAUGAAAAAGUCCAAAAGAAAAGGGUUAAGGGUGACCCUAUGAUGACUUUGAUACCUCGGUUGUUUGAUGAGAAAUCCAUUGAGUAUGAGGAGCGACUGCUCCAGGCGGAGAUCUUGCGAUGGAACACCCAGAAUUUUCUUGGAGCGCCCGCUCCACUCAGGUCGGAGAGGAAAGAAUCAACACAGCCUCUUAGUCGUUACUGCUGCAGAAAUUCAUUCAGAAAGAAGAACAAGCAGAUUUAG
This is a messenger RNA of Brassica oleracea var. oleracea, 2076 nucleotides long. RefSeq lists its product as uncharacterized. NCBI's taxonomy places the organism in Eukaryota, Viridiplantae, Streptophyta, Magnoliopsida, Brassicales, Brassicaceae. The transcript is spliced from 5 exons. The coding region runs from base 1 to 2076 and encodes 691 amino acids. The record is from RefSeq and is a predicted model, not a curated record.